AUGAUUCACCUGGGAGUAUUGCAGGAUCUCAUUCGAAGUUUUCUCGACCAUUGCAGUCUUGAAGACGCCGUCUUCUUGGCCGAAUUGAAUUACAUAAGAGUGAAAUCCACUCGGUCACUUCUGCUAUACUGUGAUUGCUUACUGCGUCUGAAUAGAAGAUAUGAAGUGUACAACAUACUCCGGUGUCAUGCGCUUACAAACGCCAGGCUACGCUACCUCUUUGCCAAAUGUUGCUUCGAUUUGGAAAAAAAGCAACGUAGUGAUUCAGCGGUAAAACAGCCUUUGCGAUCAAACAGUGGCAAUAUUCGAUGCGUAACAUCGUCGGCAACACUGAUCACGUCUGAAACCACCUACGCGUCAUCGUCGAACACAAACCAGGACGACUUGCGCGAGGAGCAUAGCCUUGCUUAUAAGGAUUUGUUUCUAAGUGUUAAGUCAUUCGCCCUUGUUGAAGAUGCAAUUGGAUCUUACCAAUGGGAUGUCGCAAAAAAAAUACUGGGUAUGAGUUCUCACCAGUUCAACUCGAUCUCUUAG
This is a messenger RNA of Angiostrongylus costaricensis, 534 nucleotides long. The record is from the annotation of a GenBank genome assembly. Lineage: Eukaryota; Metazoa; Nematoda; Chromadorea; Rhabditida; Metastrongylidae.